UCUCCCAAAAGGUGAACCAUUGUCAAAUGAAAACCUGCGUAAGCAAUUAGAGACAAUGACAGAAAAUUACAAGAAAAGAUCAAGCCAACUUGUAGAUUUAGGCUCAACACAGAGCAAUGAAAAUUUCAACAAUAUAGUGGCAAGCAAGGCUCCAAAAAAUAGAUCAUAUGGUGGAACCAGCUCAUUAAAAGCAAGAGUUUCAGCUGCAGUUCUUCAGAAGAAUGAAGGUUAUACCUGGGUUAACAAGGUUAACAAGAAAGCAUUGUUGUCACCAGGCACAAUCUCUGUAAGAGUUGGACAGAGGAUUGACAGAAAGAGACUCUGGCAAAAGAAGAAUAGCUCCUCAGUUCUUUUCAAACGUGACAGAUUUAAAAGAAAGAAUAAGAAAACCUUUCAACAAAUUAAGGCAGCUGUUAUAGAAGGAGAAACAUAUCAACCACAAAUUGAAGAAAAUGUGUCGGUAAGAGACAUUGAAAAAAUUCCAACAAAAUAUUCUUUGGAAGGCAUAGACAAUUAUAUUGUUUUUGAUUUAGAAACAACUGGGUUAUCAAGAACCUCUGAUAUUACACAAAUAUCAGCAUAUGAUGGGACAAACAUGCUAAAUCUGUAUGUGUCUCCACGACAAUCUAUUUCAUCAAAGGCCAGUGAUGUUACCGGUAUUACUUUCUCUUUUGAAAGAAACCAAAUGUAUUGCCAUGGUGUUCCAGUUGAAAGUGUUUGUAUUAGAACAGCCUUACUUCAACUAAUUGAAAUGAUACAGAAAAAAUCUCGUCCUGUGCUUGUUGGUCAUAACAUCCAUUCAUAUGAUGUUCCUGUACUAAGAAAUUUGUUGCACGAGUUUAAUCUGCUGAGUUCUUUUGAUGACCUAAUUUAUGGAUGCAUUGACACUUUGAAAAUUGCAAAACGUGAAAUACCAAAAGCUGAUGUUCUAAAUUAUAAGCAGCAAACAUUAGUUCAAAAGUUUCUGGAGAUUGUUUAUGAUGCUCAUAAUUCUGAGGAGGAUGUUAGAAGUUUAUACAAACUGUUCCAUCUGAAGCUGAAACAGACAUGUUCUGGAAAGGAUUUAUUUCCAUUUAAUUAUUUGUCAAUUGUAGAGGGUUUUUCUAGUGUCAUUGUUAAAAAGAUUAUUUCUAAAGACACUGCAAGGAAACUGUCCUGCACAGGUCUCAACCUUCAUCACCUGGAACUUGCUUACAAAAGAAACAAUGACGAUGGCGUAAAAUCCAUCAUGCAGGAACAUGUUGAGGAACCAAAGUCAAAGAAAAGGAGGAGAGCACCAGAUAACAGCUGUAAUAGAAAAGCUGAUAAAAUAGAACUGAAGAUGACGAAGGAGAACUUACUAAGAUUAUAUAAAAUAAAAGCAAAUGUUGAGGAACCAAAGUCCAAGAAAAAGAGGAAAGUACCAGAUAACAGCUAUGAUGAUGAUGAAAUAGAAGAAGUUGACAAUGGAGGACUAACUGAGAUUGAUAAAUAA
Mytilus trossulus (common blue mussel) is the source of this 1474-nucleotide messenger RNA. Its product is annotated as DNA polymerase III PolC-type-like. Gene Ontology annotation, cellular component: cytoplasm. Gene Ontology annotation, molecular function: nucleic acid binding; 3'-5'-DNA exonuclease activity. NCBI's taxonomy places the organism in Eukaryota, Metazoa, Mollusca, Bivalvia, Mytilida, Mytilidae. Bases 56 to 1474 code for a protein of 472 amino acids. The record is from RefSeq and is a predicted model, not a curated record. Gene Ontology annotation, biological process: DNA catabolic process. The transcript is spliced from 8 exons.